AUGUGGAGAUAUAAUACAUUCUUUACGCCCUUUAUCAAUCAUUCAUUCAUUCCAAUCCCAAGCUCUAACCAAGUCAGUUUGAAAAAACAAAACAAACAAACAGAUACAGUUCAGUGCGAUCAUCUCAUCAACAACAAUGGCAGCAGCAUCUUCAGACGACACCAAAAACAGCAGCAGCAACCUUCCUCUGAAACCCAUCCCUGGAAGCUACGGCCUCCCCUUCUUCGGAGCCAUGCACGACCGCCACGACUACUUCUACAACCAAGGCCGCGACAAAUUCUUCGCCACCCGAGUCGAGAAGUACAACUCCACCGUCAUCCGAACCAACAUGCCUCCUGGCCCCGGCAUCUCCUCCGACUCCAAAGUCAUCGCACUCCUCGACUCCGCCUCCUUCCCGAUCCUCUUCGACAACUCCAAAGUCGAAAAACGCGACGUCCUUGACGGCACCUUCAUGCCCUCCACCGGCUUCACCGGCGGCUACCGCGCCUGCGCCUUCCAAGACACCACCGAACCCUCCCACAAACUCCUCAAAACCUUCUUCAUGCAAGUCCUCUCUUCCAAACACAACACCUUCCUCCCUCUCCUCCGCACCACCCUCUCCGACCACUUCUCCGAUCUCGACUCCCAGCUCGCCGGAAAAUCAGGAAAAGCCAGCUUCAACACCUCCAUCAGCGCCGCCACGUUCAACUUCCUCUUCCUCCUCCUCACCGAUAAACACCCCUCGGAAACCGUCAUCGGCGACAAAGGCCCCGGCCUCGUCACCGCCUGGCUCGGAGCUCAGCUUGCACCACUCGCCACCCUCGGCCUCCCGAAAAUCUUCAACUACGCCGAAGAUUUCCUCAUCAGAACCAUCCCAUUCCCGGCGUGGACAGUGAAAUGGAGCUACAAGAAACUCUGCGAGGGUUUCGCUUCCGCCGGCGCGUCGCUUCUAGAUGAAGCAGAGCGCGUGGGAAUUAAAGGAGAUGAAGCGGAACACAACCUGGUUUUCAUGCUCGGGUUCAACGCGUUCGGCGGGUUAACGAACCAGUUCCCGAUCCUCAUCAAAUGGAUCGGUUUAGCCGGACCGGAACUUCACGCGAAACUCGCAGAAGAGAUCAGGACCGUUGUUAGGGAGUCAAACGGGGAGGUAAGUUUAUCAGCGUUGGAUAAGAUGACUUUGACUAAAUCAGUCGUCUACGAGGUACUGAGAAUUGAACCGGCGGUGCCGUACCAGUAUGCAAAAGCGAGGGAGGAUGUGGUGGUGGAGAGUCACGAUGCGGCGUUUGAGAUCAAGAAAGGGGAGAUGAUUUUCGGGUAUCAGCCGUUUGCGACGAAGGAUCCGAAGGUGUUUGAGAAUCCCGAGGAGUUUGUGGGCCAUAGGUUUGUUGGGGAGGGAGAGAAGUUGUUGAAAUAUGUGUAUUGGUCUAAUGGCCGUGAGACGGAGGAGCCCACGGUUGAUAAUAAACAGUGUCCGGCGAAGAAUCUGGUGGUGCUGAUGUGUAGGUUGUAUGUGGUGGAAUUUUUCUUGAGAUAUGAUACUUUUACUUUUGAGUUCAAGCCAGUGGUUUUGGGUCCUAAUGUUACCAUCGAGUCACUAACCAAGGCCACCACCACAGUCUGAUGAUCAAUCAACAGUUCAACACCCCACCCCUACCUAAAAGUUGUCGUGAUUUGCGUGAAAUACCUUUUUGUUGUUAUUGUUAAUUAAUGUAAUAAAAUAAUCAAAGUACAAUGUAUGUUUUGCUCUCUACGUACUCUGGGUAGGGAGGUGUACACUGUAUACUACAGUAUGCAUGUUUAAUUAAGGUUUUACUGAGAAUUACAUUGAGUAGUAA
Molecule: messenger RNA, 1814 nt
Organism: Lotus japonicus
Lineage: Eukaryota; Viridiplantae; Streptophyta; Magnoliopsida; Fabales; Fabaceae
Product: allene oxide synthase 3-like
Exons: 1
Coding region: 137-1600 (487 amino acids)
Biological process (GO): sterol metabolic process
Molecular function (GO): monooxygenase activity; oxidoreductase activity, acting on paired donors, with incorporation or reduction of molecular oxygen; heme binding
Source: RefSeq, a predicted model, not a curated record